AUGACGAAUAGCGCAUCCGAGGUAUCCGCUCAAAGCGACGACGCGGUGCAUUGCGCCUUCUUCUACGGCACGCUCAUGGUCCCGGAAGUCUUUUACACGGUUUGCUACAACUCAAAAACCGUCCCGGAUGUCAUCGCUCGCCAGCACAAAUUCUCGCCCGCGAUCCUCCAUGGCUAUUCUCGCCGCCGCGUGAGGCUCGCUGACUACCCUGGCAUCACCGAGGAUGCGGGGCACAGCGUGUUCGGCAUGUUUGCGGAGGGGCUGACGAAAGCGAACAUGGACAAGCUGGAUUACUUCGAAGGCGCCGAGUAUGAACGCCGAACGGUCAAAGUGAAGCUUCUUGAGAAAGUGGGUGAUGUGAGUGGGGAGGGCAACGUGGAGGGUGAGGAGAGGGAGGCGCAGGUGUAUGUCUUCAUGCCCACGCAGAACUUGGAGGAGAAGGAGUGGGAUUUGGAGGAGUUCAAGAGGGAUAAGUUGAAGCUCUGGAGCAGGGGUGAUCAUAUCUUUGCGGACUGCGAUCCCGCCAAGCCUGCUACGGUCGCGGCGGCUGUCUAA
Molecule: messenger RNA, 555 nt
Organism: Neurospora tetraspora
Lineage: Eukaryota; Fungi; Ascomycota; Sordariomycetes; Sordariales; Sordariaceae
Product: AIG2-like family-domain-containing protein
Exons: 3
Coding region: 1-555 (184 amino acids)
Source: RefSeq, a predicted model, not a curated record